Messenger RNA from Durusdinium trenchii, 165 nucleotides. Lineage: Eukaryota; Dinophyceae; Suessiales; Symbiodiniaceae. The record is from the annotation of a GenBank genome assembly.
AUGGUGGUCGAAGCUGUAUCACGCUUGAGGAGCUUACAGAGAAUGUUUGGGACUUCACCUUUCGCUUGCAUCCCCAGCUGCGGGCCUCCUCCAGCUUUCGCUUUGAUCCCGACUCGCGGUGCGUCACGGGACAUCCCAAUGGGCUCACCUACCACUGGCAACUGA